CACAGCAGCGUAUACGAUGCACACAAGAUUGUUUUCUCAAACUUGGCAACUGCUGGCCAAGAGCGUCAUAGCGUCACUUCGUUGUUGAUACCGUUUUAUCUUAGAGUGGAUUCCAAGUGACUCUUUUUGUUGGAUUUUGUGCAGUUUGCUUGUAGUGUGAUUUUGUGCACAGAGCUAAUGGUUCAGAAGUUGAUGUCUUAUUACACUUGUGAAGAAGUGAAACAGCUUCGUGAUGUCAGAGUUAAAUCAAAAUCUCACCCUUCUACACGAUGCAAUUUACCAAUCAACAAGAAUACACCCCUACUCUAUGCAAUUGUGCAAACCAUGGAAGACGGCAAUGUCAUCCACAGCCUUGUUUUGCCAGAGUGGAUUUCUGAUUGCGAGAAGUAUACUUUGUAUCCAAGGAUGACUCAACAAAAGUCCUCGCAACCAGUUUACUGGGAAAACACCAAAUUCAUGAACAACAGAAAUCCCAAGUCAGAUUGGCUCGAGUAUGAAUUGGUCAGUUAUCUCAAUCCACAUGAUUUAAAAUCCUUUGAAAAGAUCAACAAGAGGCUGAAACGUCUCACAUCUGGUCUUGCUACAACAUGGGAAGAAUCAGAGUCAGAAAAAAUGCUUGGUGUGGGCAAGCGAAAGAAAAUUCCAAGCUCAAAAUUGCAAGAUGCAGUAGCUUUGAUUGUUGAGAAACCGAGAAGAGGUAAUCCAAAAAAAGUGACAAAUACUACGACUGAGAAUGAAGGAAACAAUCAGCCAUCUUCCUCUAUCAAUUCGUCAAGCAGUUCGGCAUCAAGUAACAUUUCAACAUCAAGUAACAACGUUUCUUCCAACCGUUUGAAAAGGCGAAGACUUCAUUACAGUUCGGGAAGUGAAAAUAUACCUCUUGCAAAUUCUCAGUUUCAAAUAAUCCAACAACAACUGAAAAUAAUACAAGAUCAGCAAUCUGCCCUAACUGAAAUUUCGCAGAAAGUUGUGGCGCUCACAAAAGCCGUACAACAAUCUAAUGGAAAUAUUCCGGUGUUGGAAGAAGACCGUGCUCGUCAUGCAACUAUCGUUGAAAAAGAGUUUGAUUUUUUACCAAUAAAAGAUCCUGUUCAGCUCUGCAGUUUUGACGUGAUGGUCGGAGCUCGUGAGAAACAGUCAAUAAGUUUGAUAUUUCACUGGGCCGCGGCGUUUGAAAAAUCGAAAACCAUCAAUUCUUUUCUACGUAGCAUUUUCUCUCAACUGAUGGAGCCAGAGGUGGGAAACAUUGUUCAGUGGAAGACGAGACGAGUUGCUAAUGAACUCAUAACUGGCUUGAAGUGUAUGCCCAAUAUUCUAGCCAUUAUACUCGUAACUGCCAAUCUCUGGUCAAAGGCCAACAACAUCCCGAAACAAGACGUCCAGGAUUUCAUUGAUCACUGCAAGAAAACAAGACGCAUACACACACAGAGGCAACACCAAGCAGCCGGUUGUGUUAUCAGAAAGAACUAAUGCUCCUCGUCAAUUGAAAGAUGAUAUUCAAGUGUUACUGGGAAAAAAAGUGGCUCAUCUUGAAAAGUUGAUUGAAAAGUAUCUCAAGUAAUCGUUUAAACGAAGUUAGUAUAAUUAUUAUCGUGUUGUUCUCUAGUUUGAACGAUUACUUGUCAUUAUUUUCUAUCAGUUUUUCAAGAUAAGAAUUUGAUUUGUUUUUUUUUACACAGAAAAUUUCGUGUUUUCUUUAUAUUCUGUUUGUGUGUUGUUUUAUUCAAUUGAAUUGUUUCCAAACAUGGCAUCACGCAAUAAAAUGACUUACCAAUUAAAA
This is a messenger RNA of Daphnia pulicaria, 1780 nucleotides long. RefSeq lists its product as uncharacterized. NCBI's taxonomy places the organism in Eukaryota, Metazoa, Arthropoda, Branchiopoda, Diplostraca, Daphniidae. Bases 178 to 1470 code for a protein of 430 amino acids. The record is from RefSeq and is a predicted model, not a curated record. The transcript has 8 exons.